Molecule: messenger RNA, 306 nt
Organism: Brassica napus (rape)
Lineage: Eukaryota; Viridiplantae; Streptophyta; Magnoliopsida; Brassicales; Brassicaceae
Product: mediator-associated protein 2-like
Exons: 3
Coding region: 1-306 (101 amino acids)
Source: RefSeq, a predicted model, not a curated record
AUGAUGCUCUUAGGUAAAGAGGUUGAGUUUGUUAGUUCUGCUUCUCAAGAUGCUGAUGCAACUGUGAUCAUACCUUCUCAACAAGAAUCCACAAUAGUUGGGAAGAUUUCACGGCGAGGUUCGUUAGUUCGUUUCCCUAAACCGAAAGAGCUGCUUGAGACAAUGACGGUCGAAACUCAGCAGAAGCUUGUACGAGGAGCAGCGACGAGCUCCUCUCUUACAAACUCUAACCCUGCUCAAAGUAGCCGACGUAAAAGAAAGAAGUCUGAGCCCUCCUCAAGCAAACAUCUAGGCUCAGGCUCUUGA